AUGCACGUGACUUCUCCAGCUGACAAAUUGCACUCACAAGUUCCAUCAGCACAUCUCUUUUCAAUACUGGCAAUAGAAUUGCAAAGCUUACAAGCUUGUGAGAUGGCGACUUCAUCAUCGGCGAUACAGGGUUCAAAAGAGCUCCUUCAAGGAAAGGUUGCCAUAGUAACAGGAGCCUCCAAUGGUAUUGGUGUUGGCAUUGCUUUGGAGCUAGCCAAAGCUGGUGUAUCAGUGUGCCUGGCAGCCAGACGAGAAGAAAAAUUACAAAGCGUGAAAAAUCAGAUCGAAGAAGUUGGAGGGAAAUCCAUGUAUGUGAAAACUGACGUCACAGUUAGACAACAGGUUAAAGAUUUAGUCAAGAAGACAGAAGAAGAAUUUGGUGCUGUAGAUAUCCUGGUCAACAAUGCUGGAGUAGGAUAUAUCACAUACAUGAAGAAUCUACAUGAAGAUGCAUGGGAGAAAAUGGUUGAUGUUAACUGCAAAGGAGUAUUGAAUGGGAUAGGAGCAGUUCUUCCAGGAAUGAUUGAAAGACAGAGAGGACAUAUUGUUAAUAUAUCAUCUAAUGCAGGCAGAGUGGCAUUCCCAUUACUAGCAGUAUACACAGGAAGUAAAUUCUUUGUUGAGGGUGUGUCAAGGUCAUUACGUAUGGAGGUCAAAGAUCAGGGCAUUAAGGUCACAUGCAUUCAGGCGGGAGAUGUGGUAACAGACUUUGGAGAUGUGUCCUUUGAUAAAGAGGCAUUGGAGGCAUAUGGUGUAGUAGAUGAGAAGAAAUGCAUGAAGCCAGAAGAUAUAGGUAGAGCCAUAGUCUAUGCAGUCAGUCAACCACAAUGUGUAGGUGUAAAUGAAAUCUUGAUAGAACCAACUCAGUUACCUUAUGUAUAGGUCUUUCUAAAUUACAUUCUGAAGUCCACUACACUGCCAAACUUGAUCUAAGCUAAAAUUUAAUAGUGAAAUAAGUUGGUAAAAAUAGAAGCCUUGACUUCAAGAGAAAUGCCAGUAACUGCAGUAAACACUGAUUU
Lytechinus variegatus (green sea urchin) is the source of this 1019-nucleotide messenger RNA. RefSeq lists its product as uncharacterized. The transcript has 6 exons. Gene Ontology annotation, biological process: fatty acid elongation. Lineage: Eukaryota; Metazoa; Echinodermata; Echinoidea; Temnopleuroida; Toxopneustidae. Gene Ontology annotation, molecular function: oxidoreductase activity. Gene Ontology annotation, cellular component: endoplasmic reticulum. The record is from RefSeq and is a predicted model, not a curated record. Bases 1 to 882 code for a protein of 293 amino acids.